Rosa chinensis is the source of this 1196-nucleotide messenger RNA. Its product is annotated as protein transport protein Sec61 subunit beta. The coding region runs from base 71 to 403 and encodes 110 amino acids. The record is from RefSeq and is a predicted model, not a curated record. Gene Ontology annotation, cellular component: Sec61 translocon complex. The transcript has 2 exons. Lineage: Eukaryota; Viridiplantae; Streptophyta; Magnoliopsida; Rosales; Rosaceae. Gene Ontology annotation, biological process: intracellular protein transport.
CAUUUUAUUUCCACAUUAAUCACAGUUCUACACUACUUCGCUCUCUCUCUCUCUCUCUCUAUUCGGAACAAUGGCUCGAGGCUCAUCUCAGUCCCAAGCGACGUCGUCUUCCACGACCUCACGUCCCGGCGUCAUGGCUCCUCGCGGUUCAGCUGCCGCCACAGCUGGAAUGCGCCGCCGUCGUCUCGGCGGAGGCGGCAACUCCAGCUCCGGAAGCAUGGGCGGCGGCGGAGGCGGCUCUGGUGCCGGAAACAACAUGCUCAGGUUCUACACCGACGACGCUCCUGGCUUGAAGAUCUCCCCCACCGUCGUUCUCGUCAUGAGCCUCUGCUUCAUCGGCUUCGUCACCGCCCUCCACGUCUUCGGCAAGCUCUACCUCCACCGAUCUACCGGCGGAGCUUAGAUUCCGGAUCCUAACACGGAUCGUUCUAGAUCCGGAGCUAUUUGGAGGCGCGGAGCAAUCGGUUCUUCAAAUCUUCAAACUGCACCUUGCUCGUGAGGUUUACAUUGAUAAUUAGUACAAAAUUACAAAUUCUAUUGGAGAGGAUGCAGGACCAUAAGUCUUGGAAAUGCAGCUGAGUUUAGAUGCAGAGUUUUCUAUAUGGGAGAACCAAAAGUAGCUUGGUAGAUUCAGCAAUGAUGGGCAAGCACAGGAAAAAUGGGAUUGAGUCUGUCUAGUGUCUACAGAAUUGGUCAUUGCCUUGAGUAUGAGUUGAGCACCUUGAGCCUUAUGUUUCAUCUUAGAGUUUAGUUUUGAAAAUGAGUGACAUUAGUUCACUGCACACUGGAAAUGCAGUUGGGUUUGGGAUCUCUGGCGUGACUGUUAGUGGGGUAAGUCUGACAGAUUGUAGAGAGUAGAAAGAUUCUUGCUCAGUUUCUUUGCCAUGUAGAAUAUCAUUGUGAAGCAAAGUAUGAGUGAUUGUUAGGAUUUAAUGACUAAGGAUUGCUGGUCAGUGAUGCAUGGAUGAAUAUAUCAGUACUUGUACAACCUCCGAUUCCAAUAUUUAGAAGAUUUGCAACAUGAACUCAUAGAGUUUCAGCUUGUCUAGUUUAGUUGUCAAAAAUGUGUAUAGGUUGCACAUGUGUGUUGUAUUGUGCUCCACAUAUGCCUUUGGGAUCACAGGUUAUUAGAGCUUAGUUGUCUGUCAGUGGGUCAUGGCGAAACAUUUGGAUGUGUUGUUAAGUUGUGCUUAUUA